This is a messenger RNA of Bombina bombina (fire-bellied toad), 4099 nucleotides long. It is a transcript of the gene LIPG, whose product is annotated as lipase G, endothelial type. The record is from RefSeq and is a predicted model, not a curated record. Lineage: Eukaryota; Metazoa; Chordata; Amphibia; Anura; Bombinatoridae. Gene Ontology annotation, molecular function: lipoprotein lipase activity; protein binding. Bases 324 to 1832 code for a protein of 502 amino acids. The transcript is spliced from 10 exons. Gene Ontology annotation, biological process: lipid metabolic process.
UGCUUUCCAUUCAAUUUCAGGCUGGCCACGCCCACAUCCCUGGGCGUGAGGGAGGUGUGACCAAUCACAAACCAAGAAUUUGCUUAACUGCAUCUGCCGAUGCCUCACAUGACCCUUUUCUACACUUUUAUCUACAACUUUCUUACCCAAGCGCUAUUCUCUGACAGAACCCAGCAGCAGCUGGUGGCAUUUUUUUUAUUAUCCAUCCCAUCUGUGCUGUAUUAUUAUUAUAAUUUAUUUUCAAAGAGAGGAAUUACAUUUGUAUUUUAAACCCAAUUCCAAAUAAUUUGUUUUAGCUUGUUUGCAUUUGGUGUGUGCAAGCAAUGAAACUGUUUAUUGGGAUUUUGUGGAUAUGUUUAGUGAUUGCUGUGUCCCCAGGAGAUUGUUCAAGCCUGGCAGAAGAAGGAUUGUUAAAAGAUGACACCAUUGCCAAUUUGCUGAAGGAUGAGAAUAGUGUGCCCAAUGUGAAGAAACCUCAAGUGAGAUUUAUUGUGGACUUUUCUGCCAACCCUGAAGAAGGUUGUAAUCUCUCUACAGAGCAAGAUGGCUGCUUGGAUAAUUGUCACUACAAUUCAUCUGCAAAAACGUUCUUUGUUAUCCAUGGAUGGACAAUGAGUGGGCUUUUCGAGAGCUGGUUGCACAGUUUAGUAGUUGCAUUACAUGAGAGGGAGAAGGACGCCAACAUCAUAGUGGUUGACUGGAUGUCACUAGCUCAUCAACUUUACCCUGAUGCAGUGAAUCAUACGAAGGUUGUUGGAAAGCACAUUGCACAACUCCUUGAUUGGUUACAGGAAAGGGGAAAUAUAUCUCUUGAAAAUGUUCAUCUUAUCGGCUACAGUCUCGGAGCACAUGUUGCAGGUUAUGCUGGGAAUUAUGUCAAUGGAACAGUUGGACGCAUUACAGGUUUGGAUCCAGCAGGGCCAAUGUUUGAAGGUGUGGAACCUCAUAAACGCCUCUCACCAGAUGAUGCAAAUUUUGUUGAUGUACUCCAUACCUAUACCAGGGGAGCCUUAGGUGUCAGCAUUGGGAUUCAGAUGCCCAUAGGCCAUAUUGAUAUUUACCCCAAUGGGGGAGAUUAUCAACCUGGUUGUGCCUUAUCUGAUGUCCUAGGUGCAUUAGCAUAUGGAAGCAUUGGGGAUGUAGUGAAGUGUGAACAUGAAAGAUCAGUUCAGUUGUUUGUGGAUUCCCUUAUUAACCAGGACAAAGAGAGCUUUGCGUUCCAGUGCACAGAUUCCACUCGCUUUAAGAGAGGAAUCUGUCUGAGCUGCAGGAAGAACCGUUGCAAUUCUAUUGGCUACAACUCUAAGAAGACAAGAAGCAAAAGAAACGUCAAGAUGUACCUAAAGACCAGGGCACAAAUGCCUUAUAAAGUUUUUCACUAUCAGCUGAAAAUGCACAUCUUCAAGUACCAGGACUCUAUGGAAAAUGAGCCCACAUUUUCUGUUGCUCUUCUAGGAACUAACAAUGACUCUAUACCUCUUUCACUAGCAAUCCCCGAUAGGAUUGGCUACAACUUUACAAACACAUUCCUGGUGUAUACAGAGAACGAUAUUGGGGAUAUUUUGAAAAUAAAGCUGAAGUGGGAAGGUGUUACACAGAGCUGGUACUCGUGGUGGAGUUCUUUCCAGAAUUAUUACUCCUCCAAGAAUGAUGUCUCUGAACGGGAACUGCAUGUCCGACGUAUACGUGUGAAGUCCGGGGAAACCCAGCAAAAGCUUACGUUCUGUCUAGAAAAUCUAAAAGAGUCUCUUAUAAAACCUGGGGGUGAACUUGAGUUUGUCAAAUGUAGAGAUGGCUGGGAACUCAAGAGGCAUAAGAGAGUGAGCUUAUAACGUGACUGGUUAUCAUCUCAGUCUGACAUCACAUGGAUAAAAGUUACGACCAAAUGCUUGUGAACUUAAGUUGUGCAGAAAGUGUUGCCUCCUAAAUCUGAGGCCUAAACUGCUUGUCUAACUGUAGAACUGAGGCACUUCAUUUACAAACUGCCGGGUUAACCUGUAAUUAACUAUUAGCAGAUGGAUUCAAGACCUUAUAACACCCUUUACAAACACCUGUUAACCCUUUGGUGAAAUUCCUGUCGGUUUACAGCUAUGGUCCUCUUCCUAGAUUAAUUUAUUUAUGUAGUGAAUGUCUAAAAUGUAAAUGGAUGCCAUUUUGAGGGCGUGUUAUGUCAUUGUGGUAACAGAAAUUAUUUGUCUACUAUGUAGAAGGGAUUCCUCUGAGCGCAGAGCACUUAUUAUAGGGAAAACUGACCUCUAAAAUGUUGUCAACUCAUCCCUUUAUUUACAUCAGGCAAAAUCUGCUUAUUUUUCUUAUUACAUUCUUCAGAUCUUCUUGCUCCUUUUUACAAUUAUAGCUAAAAAGUACAAGUUUAAAAUAUGUAUAAACCCUUUGCAUAACAAUAUUUGUAUUUAGUUUAGUUAGUCUACUGCUGUUUUCAAACAUAUAACAUUGUCAGUAUUUAAUUUUAUGGGCUUUCUCCAUUUUGUUUGGAAUGUAUCCAGCACAUGCCAUACUGCUGCUCUGCAAUAGCUAUUUCCAGCAACUGCCAGUGAUAUUUCAAUACUUGUGAAACAUCAUUGUGAGGAUUUUAUUGCACUGACUUAUGUCUCAUGUCUAAGCUGCUAUUAACAUAUGGUCUAAGAAAAUCCAACCUACAAGAGCAUUUUGUAUAAAAUUUCACAUUAUCCUUAAAAUUCUGUAUUUUAAAAUAGAUCUGAUUUCAAUCUGCUUAAAGGCAGAAAUAUACAGUACUAAAUCUUGUUUAUCUCCUGUGUUAUUUAGUUUUAAUAAAUCAAAACCUUUUUUUUCCCAAGACUUUUUGAGUGAAGUCCAUACAACGGACUAGAUCAUAUUCCAGUUGUAAAUUUAACUAGUAGUAAGCACACCAAUAUUCACAGGGGAUUUGUUUUUAUCCCAUCAGUUAAUAUGCUCUAAACCAGUAUUGACUUAAAACCAAUUUCUGGUACGAAAGGACCUUUUUCUUGGAAUAUACUACUUUUUAUACUGGCACAUUUUUUAAAAUGUUUUAUCAAUGAAGAAAGUUAUUUGUAAACUUACAUGACCUUUUGGUUUAUUCUGUAUAUGUCUUUUUGAAGUUUUAGAAAUGAGCUUUGUUAAAGUUCUACAGAGUUUGUAUGUUUAAACUGACCUGAAACCCACUUUUUUUUCUUUUUUUUUCUUUCAUGAUUCAAAAAGAGCAUGUCAUUUUAAACAACUUUUCACUUUACUUGUAUUAUCUAAAUUGCUUCAUUCACUUGAUAUCAUUUGUUGAAAAGGAUAUCUAAAUAGGCUUGGGUUUCAUGUCCCUUUAAACACUAAACAGAAACUCUCUUAAUAUCCUGGCAUUUAGUUUCCUGUUUUGUGUUAACCAAUGGAAGAAACAAAUUUUUUUUUUUUUUUAUAAAUCUAAAAUAAAUUAUGAAAAAAAGGCUAAAAAUCAUUGUAAUGUUAAAAAGAGACCAGAAGAUUUUGUUUUAUGUAAAAAGGGACAUUUGUGGCAGAGGCUGCUGCUAAACCAUUCAUUUAGACUAAUCUGGAGUAUAUCUGAUGCAUAAGGACUUAUUGUUUGAGUAUUGCCCUUUUUAACCUCUUAAGGACAUAUGACGGAAUUUUUCCAUCAUAAAACAAUUGAGCAAACUGAAAGCUGUGUCCUUAAAGGGUUAAACAGCUUGCUGAUCACUAGACAAUGGUCAGUACGAGGGGAUAGAUUCUACUGGAUUUUUGUAACUUUUCUCUUAUGGGUCAGAUAUCACAAUGAAAAGAUCUCUUUUUAAUGAAUGGGAAUGUUUGCUGCAAAUCCAAAAUAUGUGCAGUUUUCCCCUUGACCAGGUAAAGUUUAUGAAUGGGCCUUAACCAAUUAAUUUAGUUUUUUUUUUUUUUAUUUUUUUUUUUUUUUUAUUAUUUUAAUUGGUCAAAAGGCUUUAUAUAUAUAUAUAUAUAAUGUCUCUGAAAUGUCAUCUGUUACUAAAUGUGAUAUUUAUGCCUGUAUGUGUAUAAAGAAUGUUGUAUGUGUGCUUUAUUUAUUGCAAUUUGUAAAUGAGAUUAUUUUGUAAUAGUUUUUUUUGGAAAAACAAAAAUAAAGAACUAAAUUUCAGAA